Folsomia candida is the source of this 6071-nucleotide messenger RNA. RefSeq names its product hyphal wall protein 2. The record is from RefSeq and is a predicted model, not a curated record. NCBI's taxonomy places the organism in Eukaryota, Metazoa, Arthropoda, Collembola, Entomobryomorpha, Isotomidae. The transcript is spliced from 2 exons. Bases 234 to 1403 code for a protein of 389 amino acids.
UCCACCAACCAGCCUCGUCAGUGUUCCGUUAUGACGACAAGAGAAUAGAGUAUGUGCUUUGCUCCCAAUUUCCACGAAAUAAUUAAGUUACCACCGUCCCAACUCUAAAUUUCAAAAUUUCAUUCAUCCGUCGUUUGAUUUUCGCCUCGUUUUCCUUCAAAUUUUGAAGUCAAAAUUUCCCCUAUUGAUACUACCUAAAUCCGACUCGAAUUAAUUCUUUUUAAUGCAAAAAGAUGGGACCGGGAUCAGAAAAAACGGUAUUUACCCAACCUCAAAAUUUUCCAUUCAUAAAGAAGAGCGGCAAGACGAAGAACAAUCUGGGAAAGAAUUCCAACUACAAGAAGGGAUCUUGCAUCUCUCACGAUGAGUUUAAGGGUAGUAGUGGCAGCAGUAGUGGAUCCGUUUCUGCGGAUGAGACUGGAAAAUCAAGUCAUUCCCAAUCUGUUAGAAGAAAGUCUGGCAAGGACCAGACUUCAAAUCAAAAUUUUACCUCGUCCUAUCCCCAGUAUCACGCCAAGUCGAAACCAAUAGCAGUCAAAAGGUCCAUUAGUCAUAAUGAAGUCGGAGGAGGAUAUACAAAGCCCCAAAGUCUUCCUCUUCCAGGUGGCAAACAACAACACCGGUCAUUAGCAAGAAACUCGCCUGUGAAAGGAGCGACCAUAUCGAUGUCAACUACCACCCCUCCUCUUCCUGUACGUCCGAGCUCAAUGACGCCACCAAUCACGACAACUCUUCAACAAUCCCUGAUUUCGACAUCACCAUCUCCAAAAGGGAUUUUGGGAAAGACUUUUUAUGCCGGGGCCAAGUUUGAAACGAAUCCUUCGUGCAUGGUCUUGCCUUCUCCUCCAAACCAUUGGACCGCUCCUUGUCCCAUACAACGAUCUCAAUCGCAACCCUCCACCCCAACUAUUAAGUCUGCACCCAACGUUACUCAGUUUACUUCGAUUAAUCUGACGUCUCUCUUUGGAUCUCCACUCGACGUGACAGCUACUGAAACAGCCAAGCAGUCGUCGACUACAGCGGCAAAGUCAUUCCCUGGCAAAGUUGUGAUGAUACAAGCAUUAGUAAAAAACCAAGCGGAAUCGGAUCUUUCUAGUGAUGAAGAGUUGAAGGAAAUCUUGAAUGAAGGGACCAAGAUGAAGAAGGCAGAAUUAGACAAAAAGGAAGCAUCAUUGGUCUCUACUACGACUACAGUCUUACAGGCUAGUCCUCAGACUAAGAAAAUUGUGAAUUCUGAAGAUUUAAAAAAGGCACUUGGAAUGAUUUCGUCGAAUUCUUCAACUCCUGUCAACCCAAAAAUGGAGCGCAGCUUGGACCUUACUUGCCACGGAUCUGUAACGCCACUGAAAAAUUUCAAGAAGAUGUCGGAUCAAUUGAAGUCUCUCAUGAAGGUAGCGGCCUAACUUAUAUGUUGACUACUCUCAUCACUUCUCCUCAUCCUACUGUACCAAUGAUGAUACUCGGUUUUUCGAUACGGACAAGAUAGUUUUUUUUUGGUUUUUAACCAUUAUAUACCCUUUCGGAUUGAUUAUUGACGCACGCACAAAGAGGGAUAAGAUAAGAGGGAUUCUACAAGAUGACAUCAGUAAGCAAGCAGUAUGUGUAUUACAAAUUCGCGAUGACACUUAUUGCCAAUGAAAUUGACUAAUGAAAUGCUAGUGGGGAGACGGAACACUUGCCAUGAAUUUCAUUAGCUCAAGUUUUUUGAUGCAUGUAGGAGAAGACGACUAAGUAUAAAGUUACGGUUAAUGUUACACACAAAUAGUUUUAAUUAGUUUAUAAGUAGCUUAAAGUUAGAUUAACAAAAGUCAGUGAUAUAACAAGGUGACUUUUAUAUAAUUUUUCGACUGCAAUAUACAUAUAUUAUAUAGGUAGAUUUACUUUUAGUUAACCAUUUAAAAAAUGACAUACACGCUAAACUUUUCUCUUAUGAGUUGUUCCAUUGCUCUAUUUUUUUUUGUUUCUCAAGCACCUCUAGGUGCAAAAUCUAAUCUAAUAUAUAUUUCCCAUUUCUCGGUCUUUCCCCUUAUCGAAAUUCUUGGUAAUAGCAAUAAUAGUAAGUAAGCGUCCUCUCUUAUCAUCUCCUUGGUUGACAUUUUAAUCAAACAGUUUUAGAUUGGCAAAAAUCCAAAAUUAGUUAUUUGUAUUCUAUAAACAAAUUUAUCAAACAAACUCGACUGUUUUGCUUAGAUUAUUGUUUUUAUUUCCGAAAUGACGACAAUUAUCAACAAGCAGAAUUUUAGUUUUUGCAGUCCUAUCCCACCCACUUUGAGCUGCUUGAAACUCUCCGACCAAUAGUUUUAAUUAAUUUUAGUGGCAAUCUUUAUCAUAUAAUGCAAAGAACAAUAUAUCACUAUUAUUAUAAUUAUAGGAAAAUAAUGUUUAGUCUUCGUGCAACGAAACGUCCGCACAAAGUAGUAGUACGAUAUUGAUCGCAAAGUAUUGGAAAGUCAAAAGUGCUUAAAUAUGGAAUGAGUAUGAGUUGAACAGUUUGUGAUUGAAAAUAUUUAUCGUGACUUAUAUUAUUGCAUCAAAUGCCAGCAGGGAGGUGCAACAAGUGUCCCUUUAAAGCUUUAAAGCCAACAAUUUUAAUGAAUGAAAAAGGGUAAAAUAAGAAACAUAAGGUCGGCGUGGGCGAUAAUUAGUUAAAUUAAACGUUGCAAUUUUUAGAGUAUAUUAGUUAUAUUAUUAUGUAGUUAAUAUUAUGAAACGGUGACUAUCAUGUUGGAUGUCGUAUGUAGGAAAUGAGGGAUCUUAAAAAACAGGCAAUAUAUUAUUUAUUGGUUGAUUAAUUAAUUAGUGAAAGCUCUUCUAAUGAGAAAUGAAAAUUUGGAAAUUUCCAAAUUCUCAAAGAACUACCAUGAAAAUUGAAAUGAAGUUUGAAAUCACAGUCUGGAAAGUCUGAGAGAGAUUGAUGGAAAACUCCUUAGUAGCCAAACGAGAGAAAGUGUUAAAAUUCUCAGUAAAACUACUUAUUAUAUUACUUUCUAGUCGUCGACCUGUUUCGUGUUUCCUCUCACACAGUGCUUUUACUUGUUGAGGGAAGGCUCGGAUCUCUUUAUCAAUAGGUAUACUUUUCACUGAAGUUUUAAUAAUUUGGUUGUAUCAUAUUAUGGUAGCAAACAGGGAUAAUUUACAUGUGAUUUAGGACAGAACUGACAAGAUUGAUUGAGAAAGUAAUGGUUUGCUGUGUUUGCAGAAACCUUUAAUCAUUAACCGUGCUUAUUACAAUAAUAAUUUAGUUAACGUCACGUCAGACUUAUAUACGCGUAAUAAGUUUGUUCAAGGCAUUAACUCAACCCACCCACCCAAUAAUAAUCGUCACUCGUACGCUACUAUUAUUAGACCUACCAAAUAAUCUUUUGUCAGCUCCCUUUCUUUCUCAUUGUUGCUCGAUGUAAACUCACGAAAUUAUUAAUACGGCAAUCAUAAAUUUCAAAUCUUGAACUCAACUCGUACAUUAUUAGCUGAAGGUCAACUCAACAAAAAGUCCACCCAAUUCAUAGUCAGAACGAUAAUCUGCUGUGCCCAGAAGGAAAAAUUAUUUUAUAGGUUGCCAUUUUGCCAAGUAUCGAAAACUAAUAAUAAGCCAAGUUUUUUAAGAGGUUACGAUAAUACAGUUACUGCAAUGAUAAUUUACAAUUUACAAUUCAAGUAACCAAAGCCAAAGUCAAAUGCGUUUCUCUCUCUAAAGGUCGGAUUUUAUAUCUAAUUUAAUUCCAUAUAAUUACGGUUUUAAGACAAACGUUAAGUUGGAGUCAGUGAGUUUAGUUGAGAUGUAAUCUCGUGAAAGCGAAAUGCAAUUAUCCGAUUUAUUAUAAGAAACCUUCCUUCUCCGGUGGUUAUAUUGAGACGUACAAAUUAAACAUUAAUGGACCAGGAGAUAACCUUCAGUAUUUUUUAUUUUAAACAAAACGCGACAUUCGUGUCUUCACUUUGAUUAUCACAACAAUGAUGAGUUCAGUUAGUAUAGUUUCCAAACGACGCUGUUUACAUCUAGUUUUAUAUAAGUUUUACCCAAACGUUAUGGUUAACGAGAGAAUGGUACAAACAAACUUAAUUUUUUUACACCCCACCUCACCCCACCCCAACCACAUAUACACUCACCGGAGAAGGUCGGCUUUGAUUUAUAGGUUGUUUUGUUCGAGGACAAGGGUUAUUUUGUACAAUUGGCAGUACUAAUAUUACUGCCAAACAGGCUAAUGCUGAGACUGAGAAUUAUUAUACAUGAGUAGGUCAAUACUCAAUCUCAUCAAUCGAUAUUGCACUUACCAGCCUUGUACAAAGUACCUCUGAUCAUGUUUUUUGUACUGUGACUAUACUUGGCUGGAAUGAAAAGAGGGAGGGCAAUUAAUUUGUCCAAAGGAAAUUGCAUUUAAAAUGAAACUAAAAAGUAACUGAGGGAGGGACAGUGCGAGUAAGCUUAGAAGGUCAUAAGGUAGCUAAUGUAGAUUAAUUAAUACAAAACGCAACAAUAUUUUUCCUAAUGAAAAAUUUGGCUCACAAUAUACUUAUCACUAUUCAAAUAUUAUUCAAACCAACUUGUGCAAAACUUGAACUAUAAAUAUAUAGCUAUUAGAUUUUAUUAAGUUUAAUUUAAAACAACAUUUUAUACAAAAAGCAGGGAAAUAUGCAGAUUACUCAGAGAAAAAUUUUUCAAGUGUUUCCAAUGUUAUAGCUGCCACAAGACUGCCACACCGUGUACCUGUUUCUGGGUAUUCUGUGUGAAACUAAUGAAUGGCAACGUAUAUAAAAUUGGCGUUUUCAGUACAGAAAUGUUUCAGAUAAAACAAAAACAUAUCUUUUAUCGAACCCACUUUUUAAGUAGGGAAAAAGAUAUGUUUUUGAGCAAUUGUAUUCACUCCGAAGUACAAAAUAUUUCCCUGCUCAACAAUUUUUAGUCUUUCAUUAUGUGAAUUGCAAUAAUGCUUGCGUAAAAAGGUUAAUGCCCGUUAAUAACCAUUUUACGGAUGCAUUUUUUUGCCACUUUAUAUUACUAAAAGAGUGAAUGUCGUCGGGGUGAAGUUGACGAGGUACGCAGUAUGUAAAAUAUGUAACUCUGAAGGGGAUAUGGGCUACGAGAUCUCAUUCAUAUAGGAUCGGCCUUAACCCAAGGAUUACAUAAUGAAUGAAUGUGAUUAAAGGGUGUGUGUCAAAGUGCAAGACUGAAAAUCAUAAUUUGAAGAUGACAGGAAGGAUGGCUUUAGAUAUACUCGUAUGCAUAUGCGAUUCUUGUGAUUGUACAAUUAUGUAUGUACAAGAGCCCAGUGAAAGUUGUUGCUGUUUCGAGAAACCAACAAAUUCUCAGGUCUGUCUGAUCUUUAAAGGUCCUUUGAUUUUCAUUUUUACUAUUACAAACAUUAUUGUUAUUUUCUUCUUCGGUCUUAUCACCCUUUUCCAGUCUACUUCUAUGUUGUACUAACUAGUGAUAUUGUUAUCUUAUUUAAUUAUAAAAACACAUUAAAAAGUUCCAAAAAAUUCCCUUUAAUUUUAGCUCAUAUACGUACUAUAUUAUUAUUAGUGGUAUUAUUAUUAAUACAAGUUUUCUCAUCUUGUGAUUUGUUUUCCAUACAUCGUAUAAAUUUAUUUUGUCUCUGCUCUUAUGUUUAUUUUAUGCCAAAUAUCUGCGAAUUUAUCUACGCGUCUAAUAUAUAUGUUCUCCCCGGCAAUACGGUCCAUAUCAUUUCAAUGUGAAAUCCAGAACAAUUGGUAUUAGUAGACUGAUACAAAAAAAAUACAUAUAUAUUCCUAUUCGAGUCAACUUGAAAUCUCAUUUUGUUAGUUUUAAGAGUGCAUAUUAUUAUAUUUAUUGACCUGAAUUUGUUAUUUAUAUUGGCAAUCUGACAAAAUCAAUUUGUAAUUUAUAUAUUAUUCAACCAAUUUUAAUCAUCCAACCAAUAAGUGUUUUGUACGCUUAUGGUUUAAAAAUUGUCAUUUUAACUAAAGUCAGGUAUUCUCAUCUGAAAACUCGACUGAUUAUUGUAUCCGGUGGUUCUUGAAAUGUUAAAGUUUAAAUUGUUUUCCAAAAUUGGCAUCAAAAUUAAUAAAUUGUUUCCCAAUUGGCUUCCAAA